This is a messenger RNA of Hipposideros armiger (great roundleaf bat), 1963 nucleotides long. It is a transcript of the gene SPIN4, whose product is annotated as spindlin family member 4. The transcript has a single exon. Lineage: Eukaryota; Metazoa; Chordata; Mammalia; Chiroptera; Hipposideridae. The record is from RefSeq and is a predicted model, not a curated record. Gene Ontology annotation, biological process: gamete generation. Bases 614 to 1363 code for a protein of 249 amino acids.
CAGAGGGGUCCGGUUGCCGAAGCGGCAAAAACCCCGGCGCCAGAGCUAGGCCGAACAGUCCAGCGCAGCGAAGCCGAGGCCGCGCGGACUCGUCGGAGACCCGCCGCUGCAGGCGCCUUUGCAGCUGCAGCCAUCUCUCUCAUUCCUUGCCUCCCUUUCCCGUCGUCUCCGUCACCGUCGCCGUUUCACAGCCGCAGCACCAGCUAUAACAGCUAAGUGGUCAAUUAGGGAAUUGGGGUUGGGAGUCCGGGCGGGAGCCGGCGCGGGCAGCACAAGCGAGCGCGCCAUCUCCUGCGGCAACCGCCACUGCUGCAGACACCCCUCCCCGGCGGGAGAGGAGAAGACUAUCAAGAGGCCCAGGCUGUCCCAGUGCCCACGGUGAGAGUUAGAGCGUUUCUAACCAGAAUUGGUGAAAGCCUUGUGCUCGGUGAAGGGAGGACUGAGGGGGAAUCAGAGAUCACGAAAAAAGAUCUCAUAUCGGAUAAGCAUUGACUUUUUCUCAGCUUAAUCACUUUUUCUCAGCGUAAUCAAGCAAGUGGCAGCUUUGCCCGAACCUCCUUAAACUUAAUCGAGCAAGUGGCAGCUUUGUCGGAGCCUCCUUAAAACGCGAGCCAUGUCGCCCCCAACUGUGCCUCCGAUGGGCGUAGACGGGGUAUCCGCAUACCUGAUGAAGAAAAGGCACACCCACAGGAAGCAGCGGCGCAAGCCCACUUUCCUCACCCGUAGGAACAUCGUGGGCUGCCGCAUUCAACACGGCUGGAAGGAAGGCAACGAGCCGGUGGAGCAGUGGAAGGGCACUGUGCUGGAGCAGGUUUCCGUGAAGCCCACUCUCUACAUCAUCAAAUACGAUGGCAAAGAUAGUGUGUAUGGGCUAGAACUGCACCGAGAUAAGAGAGUUUUAGCGCUAGAGAUCCUUCCUGAGAGAGUGCCAACUCCUCGCAUUGAUUCGCGCCUGGCAGAUUCCCUGAUUGGCAAGGCAGUGGGGCAUGUGUUUGAAGGUGAGCACGGUAGAAAAGAUGAAUGGAAGGGCAUGGUCCUGGCGCGAGCCCCCGUGAUGGACACUUGGUUUUACAUCACCUACGAGAAAGAUCCGGUCCUUUAUAUGUACACGCUGCUGGAUGACUACAAAGAUGGUGACCUGCGCAUCAUUCCAGAUUCCAACUACUAUUUCCCUACAGCAGAACGAGAGCCUGGAGAAGUGGUCGACAGCCUCGUGGGCAAGCAGGUGGAGCACGCCAAAGAUGAUGGGUCCAAGAGAACCGGCAUUUUCAUCCAUCAAGUGGUGGCCAAGCCGUCUGUCUACUUUAUUAAGUUUGAUGAUGAUAUUCACAUUUAUGUCUAUGGUUUGGUGAAAAACAACUAAAGUCAUUGUGCUCUUUGCAAAAGUUGUGGAACUAUUGAAUGUAAAAUAUGUCAUGUUCAUGUAAUUGUGAACUUUUGAGAACAGUUUUGGUGUCAGGAUUCAGGAAUUUAUUACUUGUUACUUAACUGUGCCUCCAAAUCUUAUAUUGACUAGUUCCGCAGUUUUGCCCAAGUGUACUUUGGUACCUACGACAUUGCCUUGUUCUGUAAUUGAAAUUUUAAAUUGGGUGCUAAUAAAAUUGAAAAGUGUUUGUGACCAUUGAAACAAUGAAAAAUCAGGUAAAGAAAAGUUAAUGAUGUAACCCCGUACCAUAUCCUUCCCCCAUUUCCUUACCUUCCCUCUUUCUUCCCCCCAGGUUAAAAUUUUUUUUAAAAUACUAACAUGAUGUAUAUCCUUCCACGUUUUUCCCAUCCUCUCACAAAAAAGUUUGUUGGUUUUGUAAAAAUGACAAGCUGCAUCAUUACUCUAAUUGUUUUUCUCACUUGGCAUACCCAUGAAAUCCCUUCUGAUCAGUAGCAGCAGAUAUCUUUCUCUCCCUCUCCCUCUGCCUCUCCCUUUCUUUCUGCCUCUGCCUCUCACUAUCCUCCCUCUCCUGCUUUC